This is a messenger RNA of Solea senegalensis (Senegalese sole), 2193 nucleotides long. RefSeq names its product aquaporin 8a, tandem duplicate 1 (gene aqp8a.1). The record is from RefSeq and is a predicted model, not a curated record. The transcript is spliced from 5 exons. Gene Ontology annotation, cellular component: plasma membrane. Gene Ontology annotation, biological process: transmembrane transport. The coding region runs from base 1210 to 2046 and encodes 278 amino acids. Lineage: Eukaryota; Metazoa; Chordata; Actinopteri; Pleuronectiformes; Soleidae. Gene Ontology annotation, molecular function: water channel activity.
UCAAAGGAACCGUUCAACAGAUCUGGGGUUUAGUAUGUGAGAAGGGGCAAAGUCGGCUUUUCUAGUAUCUGUCAUUUCUUAUCCAAACACUGUCAAAGUUGCUGUUGACACCACAAAAACCCAAUGUUAGCAUAAGGCUCACCUUAAAACAACCUGAACCUGCUCAAGCCUACGAUACCAUAAGAAUGUUUUUGCUACUGUUUACAGCCUUUUCCCACUGGAAACUUGCGUUUGUCUCCCUUGCACCAAAGUCCAUGUUUUUAUCUCACGGGUACACUUUGGUUCAUUUGAGUCUCUGAUAUGAAUCUGAAACAAAAUAAGACGCUUGAAGUGACUGGUGGAGGCUGCAGUGGAUCAACAGCUCCUGUGUGCUGUGAUGUAAAAAAUCUCAGAUUUUCUCGAUGGAGCUUGGUGUGAGAGACACAAACUUCAGAUUCCGCUCCGUUUUAACCCCGAGAUUAAGCAGCAAAACAUAUUCUCGAGAUGUCAUAGACUUAAACACAUUCAGAUUUUACUACAUUAGUCUUUUGUUUAAGUAUUGUCAAGUAAUCCUUUAAUCUGACUAAUGUCACACACUCCAAGUAACAAGUAAUCUGAUCUCUGUCUCUUUAUGUCGAAUCUUAGUCAGAUUAUGACACCAGUGAGUCAUAUAAUCCGACUCUGUAACAUGGAAUAUUCUGUUAGCAACUCAUGUAAAUGUGAAUAAUCUCAUUCAGAUUAAAUUUAGAAGUUGGAUUAUUGUUUAGGAUUAGGAUUAUGUUUAGGAGACAAGAGUUCAGCCACAGGAGAAGUGAAUUUAAUGUGAGUUAACGUUGUAUUUGUUAAUACUUAGGUCUAUAUACUGUUAGACACAUGGCUCUCAAGCUGUGGCGCGUGUACCACCAGUGGUACGCAGGUCUUUUCUACUGUAUGACUUGUUACUUCAGUAAUAUUAUAAAAAAAAACAAAGUCCUGUUCUGGUAACGUACACUUUUACUCUGAGGUCACGUACGUGAGCUCGGGGCCAAAGAAAACCGGUAUCUCUGUGGCGCCGUUGAGCGAAACACGGUCGUUAUCUCCUCUGGAAGUCUCUUCUGACACUUAAUAACUGCGAUGGUGAUUUUAUGAGCUGAUGUUGACGGAGGUCCAACAAUAGCAGGAAGGUUCGGGUCGGGUCGGGUGCGGUUGGUGUUGGACGUGCAUGUGUGUCCUCUGAGGACCGUGUCAGUGAUGGCUCAUAUAUGUGAACCUCAUCAGUCCUCAAACCCUGAGUUCAGUCCAGGGAAAGUCAGAAGAAUGUCAGGAGCAGAGAGUAAUAAGACGCUGGAGGUUCUGAGCGUGAGUGAGGAUGAGGAGCAGGUGAUGCAGAGCAGAGGUUUGGUUUUUCAGCGUUACGUGCAGCCGUGUGUGGCCGAGCUGCUCGGGACCUGCCUGUUUGUCUUCGUGGGCUGUGCUUCGGUCGUCGGGGACACGGGGACAGCGGGCGUCCUGCAGCCGGCUGUGGCUCAUGGACUCGCUCUGGGGACGCUCAUCACUGUGUUUGGACAAAUCAGUGGUGGACAUCUGAACCCUGUGGUGUCUCUGAGUGUUUACCUGUGUGGAGGAAUGAAGCUCGUGCUGCUGCUUCCUUACGUCACCGCUCAGGUGUUGGGAGCAAUGAUCGGAGCUGGUUUGGUUAAGGUCGCGUUCCCCGCCGUGUCGUACGCCGCGGUCCACGGGGCGGCUUUUGAGCCCAGCGUCGGUGACGUUGGCAGAGCCACGUUAGCGGAAGUGAUGAUGAGCACCUUCCUCACCACAGUGGUGUGUAUGACGGCCGUCAACCAACGGACCACGACACCGUGGGCUCCUUUCUGCAUCGGCCUCACGGUCACGGCCAACAUCCUGGCAGGAGGAGUUCUCUCCGGAGCGUGUAUGAACCCUGCUCGGGCCUUUGGCCCCGCAGUCGCUGCCGGUCACUGGAACCAUCACUGGAUUUACUGGGUCGGACCCACAUGUGGUGCCCUGCUCACAGUCUGCUUUGUCAGGUUCUUGUUUGGUGACCAGAAUACUCGAGUUGUCCUCAAGUGAGAGUGACUCGCUUUUGAACACUUUUCUCCAACAUUGUACUCUAAUCGUUUGAAUUCAUGUUUGUAUUUCAUGUUGGAUCAUUUUUCUAAGUGUUGACUGUUACUCAGUGCUGGGGUUUGUAUCUGAAGACUCAAUAAAAGGUUUAAA